Molecule: messenger RNA, 4051 nt
Organism: Aspergillus novofumigatus IBT 16806
Lineage: Eukaryota; Fungi; Ascomycota; Eurotiomycetes; Eurotiales; Aspergillaceae
Product: putative sensor histidine kinase/response regulator
Exons: 3
Coding region: 1-4011 (1336 amino acids)
Biological process (GO): protein autophosphorylation; phosphorelay signal transduction system
Molecular function (GO): phosphorelay sensor kinase activity; histidine phosphotransfer kinase activity
Source: RefSeq, a predicted model, not a curated record
AUGAAACCAGCCUCUGCGUCUGCAGAACGACAAGAUGAGGACCAACAGAAUAAUGAGAUCUCGGAAACCGCGAACCCCAGAAAUACCCCAGACGAGCACGGUCCUAAUCCUGAACCACUGCGAGUUCUCAAUUUUGCAAACGACGAUGAACCUUCUCCAUCAACGCCGGGAAUAUUUGUCCUGAAACUGCCGAACCUUAGUCCAGAAUCAACGGAGCGAAUCUUUCCCAUCAGCUCAGUCGUGUCGGUCGAUUCCUCCGCUCCGCCAACACCGGCAGCGGAGAACCCUGAAGAGCAAAACUCCCCCUGGGCUGAAAGUCUCCGUUCAAAUUUUACUGUUGGCAAGCAAUCACCCGGCCAGCCAGCUACGCCAUCGCCCGAUGACCGCAAGGACGCACCCUCGAUUCAGAGCACAGUAGAAGCAUAUGGCAGUUCUUUGAAUGUGACUACUGGAAGCAGGAAGCGAACCCCCUUGGAAAUUGACUUAGCCAGAGAAAUUUCCGACAUAUCAUCCGAGGAUGUGAAUGUGUCUUCCCAGGGGGGCUCUGGACUUAUGGAGCCAUCCUCUGCUGCGGCCCAGGACUCGUACUUCGUAGGAGCAGGAUCCUGGAUCGACCAAACGGGAGCAGCAACCUGGAUACAAGACAUGGAAGAUGACCCAAACUUCAAGCACAUUCAUGGGCUUGGUGCACUUAUAGUGCUACAAGAGUCCAAAGGAAGUCUCAUCGUCCAGGUUGCGAGCAAGAACACCGAAGAAGUUCUUGGCUACAAACCUGACCAGCUUUUCGCACUACCGAGCUUCUGCGAUAUCGUGAAGGAUGAUCAGAAAAAAGACUUUCUUGGCCGUUUUAACCUUGUCCGGGACAAGUGGUAUAAUGUCGAGCAGCACGGUCCAGAUAUCCACGAAGUCGAUGUCCGUCAAGGUUACGGGACAACGAGGCGGCUUUGGUGUACGAUGCAUGCCACAAAGGCAAACUCUGGUCAUAUCGUAUGUGAAUUCGAAUUGAUGAGAGCCGUUCUUGAUUAUUGGAGGAACUCAGGGCCAUCGAAAUCGGUCUACGCAGUCUAUGACAACACAAGCUCAGACGACAGAUCGGAUGAGAAGAACAGCACUCCGAGCAUGCCUCCUGAGAUGCAAAACAUGCUGAGAGGAAUCAGAGGAAAUUUCCAGUCUGCGGAUAUGUUGAGCGCCUUGUCACUUGUUAUCCAGCUGGCCGCGAACGCCUCCUCCCUGAGUAUGCUUUUCAACUAUCUUAUUGGCAUCAUUAGGGAAUUGACCGGUUUCAGCCGAGUGACUGUCUUUUAUUUUGAUCGUGACGGGAAUGCGGUUCCUAUGAACGAUGCCGUUGACUCGCGCGUUAUUGCCAGUUUCCCGGAAGACCUGCAUUUCCCAAAACCGCUUUCUCCGAGAGACUUGGGAAGGUUUCAUUUGGGCAACAAAGUUUGUCUCGAGUACAGUCAUAGGCAGUCACACACUGAGCUGGUUUACCGUGAUGCUGAAAAUUUGCCGAGCGAGUUUGAUCUAGACCACUCUUACCUGUUGGCGAGAUCACCGUACCUUGUGGAUCAUGUCACCGGAAUGCCGGUCUUUGCUUGCAUGUCUAUCAAUAUAAAUGCCUUCGGACUACGAAAGUUCUUCUGGCUGGUUAGCGACACACUUUCAGGCAAUAUUGAACGUCUUUCGAACACGAUGACUGCCGACAUGCAGGGUCCUUUCACUUCUUCAAACGACGGAGAUGAGAAAGGCGAUAGCUUUCAGGUGAAAGACUUACUGACCUUGUUCAAGGCGGAUUAUGCUGCAUCCUUAAUGUUAGGUGAAACCAAAAUCCUUGGAAAGCCCCACGAUGCGCAGGAAGUGCUCGCUUUAGUGGAAUACUUGAAACUGAAGGAACUCGGUGCUGUCUUGUGUUCAACGGACAUGACUCGAGAUUUUCUGGACCUCAACUAUACCCCUGGUUUCAAGUAUCUAUCCAAUCUGCUGUACGUACCCUUGUCGACGGACUGUCGAGAGUUUAUCGUUUUCUUCAAGGCGUCACAACGCGGGGACACGUUUCGUGCUCGGACUGAUAACAAUGCUCGAUGUCUGGGUCAAGGACAGCCGACAGACCUUGGUUCAGAGGCGAAGGUGGCCGAUCGUGAGACUGAUGUAUGGAAUGCGGGAGACUUACAGAAGGGCUCCUUUCUGUCCUUGAUAUACAGGGCCAUGCUGAAAGAGGUAUGGCAGCAAAAGGAAACAACAAUGCAGAGCACCCAGCUUAUGCGACUACUUUUGGCAAACUGCGCACACGAGUUUCGGACGCCGCUGAACGCGAUCAUCAACUACCUUGAAAUUGCAUUGGAUGGAGAUCUCACUCAAGAGACUCGGGAGAGUCUUUCCAGAUCGCAUUCCGCUUCAAAAUCCCUCAUUUACAUAAUCAACGAUCUCUUGGACCUCACGAACGCAGAGAACGGUAUCAGCUUGAUUAAAGACGAGAACUUUGAUCUCGUGGAGACCAUCCAUGAAGCCUCGAGCAUUUUCUGUGAAGAAGCGAGGCAGAAGGGUGUUGAACUUCAUGUUGUACAGUAUUCCGACAUUCCUCCUGUGCUGGGAGACCAACGGCGAGUACGACAGGUCAUCACGAACCUCAUCAGCAAUGCUGUUCAACAUACAUCUUCGUCGGGAACCGUGACUGUCGAAUCAUGCUUGUUGCCUGACUACACAGAGACUGGGAGACUUGGAGUUGAAGUAGCUAUCCACGACACGGGAACUGGCAUGUCUCAGAACGAUAUCGAAGCACUUUUCUGUGAACUAGAGCAAGUUUCGAACAAAGAUUAUAUACGAAGUCGAAGUCCGCAACGCUGCGACAAUGCCGUAACGAGCGACAGUAGCGGCUCGAGGAACAUACUUGGGCUGGGCUUAGCCCUAGUUGCUCGCAUAGUUCGCAAUAUGAACGGUCAACUCAGCGGGAAAUCAGAGGAAGGCCAGGGGAGUUGCUUCAGGAUCAAAAUGCAGUUCCCUUUACCUUUCGACGAGUCCAAUGAAGAGAACCUUGAUUCUGACAGAGCGUCGCCGGUUGACAAAGGAAAAGCGAGGCAAAGUGAAACUGAAGACGGCCAAAACGUGCCUCCCAAGCAAGAUGAAAGUCAGUCCAGCGAAGAUGACAGAGCUCGGGCAGGGAAGAAUACUGGAUCCUCAGAGUGUGCAGAUUCCACAAAACAUGAUAGCCAUACAUCAGACGACACAGUCACCGCGGGUCUUGCUCAACAUGACUCUGCCUCGAAGCAAGAAGAAUCAAUAAUACAUCCUGACAUAAGGACAAAACCUCCGUCUACCGAGGAGGACGGGCAAGCUCAUCAACGACAUCUAAGGUCCGCUGAGCAAUCUACCAGAGCUUUAGCCGAUGAACGGACGAAGCCAAUCGAGGGAACAGCGGCCGCGUCCUCAGAAAGGACAGCAGAGCCAAGUCAAACCAAAGCCCAAACUCAGUCCGAUGUCUCACGCAACGAGGCUGCAACUACUGCCUCUGACGGCCAUUUCAAAAAGACCCUCCACAUCUUAGUAGCCGAGGACGAUCCCACAAACAGCGCAAUCUUACGCAAAAGACUACGGAAAUCGGGACAUACCGUCUAUAUGACUGAGAAUGGAAAGGAAUGUGCUUCUGCAUUCCGUGACAAUGCGCACUCAUUUGACGCCGUCCUGAUGGAUAUACAGCAGAUGCCGAUCGUCGAUGGCAUGGGGUCAACCAAGAUGAUACGGAAAUAUGAAGAGCUGACAGCUUCUUCGACUUCUGUUCCAGCGACUUGUCGGCCUCAGCGGAUUCCGAUAUUCGCUGUCUCGGCAUCUCUGGUGGAGAAGGAUCGUCAGACGUAUAUCGACGCGGGGUUCGACGGGUGGAUCAUGAAACCGGUUGAUUUCAAACGUGUUGCUCAUCUUCUGGAUGGAGUGUAUAAGGAAGCGGUCCGUGAGGACAGUCUCUACAAGCCUGGCAUGUGGGAGAAGGGAGGCUGGUUCGAUAAGGGAGGUGAGAGCUAAGAAUCCUUCUGUGGAAUUGAGAGUUAUGUCGGCAUGAGAC